This is a messenger RNA of Angiostrongylus costaricensis, 342 nucleotides long. NCBI's taxonomy places the organism in Eukaryota, Metazoa, Nematoda, Chromadorea, Rhabditida, Metastrongylidae. The record is from the annotation of a GenBank genome assembly.
AUGCUCAUAGCUUUAUCAUCUAGAAUAUCAAUAUCUGUUGCUGAUUUUUACGGGUAUGCCAUGGAUCCACAAGCUUUUCGCAUAGGAUUCGGAAAACGCUUCGAAGGAUUUAAAAUUGAUCCACAUCAAUUUCGUAUGAGCUUUGGGAAGAGGGGUGUAAGUUUAAUAGAAUCGUCAACAAAACCCGUUGCUUCAAUGCACACUAAUGCCGCUGUCGUAUUUCAUCCCUCCUCUCGUAAUCUCUGUCGUCCUACCCCUUUUGUACUGUUACUAAAUUGCAACAUGAAUCAAGUUGAAUAUGUCUACGUUUUUAUUUAUGCUCACGUUGUUUUUCAGCAAUAG